CUUUCUAUCCGAAUUAUAGUUGUAUCCUAACAUCUUACGGAAAUUGCAGACCUCGCUGAAAAUUUCAAGAUUUCCUCCUACACUCCAAAGAAUCAUUCCGUCUUCACCAAGAAUCUACCAAACCAGUACAUUUUUCUUUCUCUUGGUUUCCUUAUAUCUUAUCCUAAAUCUUGCAAUUCAUUACAUACGCAUUUCCAUUUUCUAUCAUCCUGUGUAAUUUUUCCGAGAAAAUUCACCAAACAUGACCAGCGUGGAAGAUCCAACUCGUCAAAUCAAGGAAAGAGAGUCACUGUGCUUCAAUGAUUUCCCCGAGGACAUUCAGCUCUGUAUCCUCUCAUUUUUGUCGCCGACCGAGAUCUCCAGCUUUGCUUGCACAUCAAAACGUUUCGCUUCGCUCUGUCGAGAUGACAGGAAACUUUGGUGCGCGCUGUGCGAGAGGAGGUGGGGGACGAAGACCCAGAUAGGGAAAUGGGGAAACGGGAGGAUCACUUAUAGGCAACUGUACAGGACCCUCGAGGAAUGGAAGAAUCUGAUUGGCUUUUGGCGCCGGUGCGGUCAGACGAACACAGCAGUUUCGUCUCCGCCUUUGAUCUUCUUCGAAUGGGGACCAUUUUUCCUAUGUGCUUCGAGGGUUUACCCCUCCAAGAACGGAACUUAUCAGGUAAAAACGGCGCCGUUUUUGUGGAUGGGCAUAUCUCCGGACGGCCAAAUCCUGAACUUCCUCGACCUCGACGGCCAGAACAAUUGGUCCGGCGAUGUCGAGGCUUGCUUCAAGUUUGGAAUCUUGGAUGGCAGUUUCGUUCCUGUCAAUGUCAAUUUCAUGGGAAACGGUCAUGUUUUGGUGGAGGAAGACCAUAGCCUUUCCUCGACUUCGCGAGAGGAGAAACGAAUCGGAUUUCGCAGAAGCUCGAGCUUCGGGAACUUGAGAGGAGAGGAAAGCGAAGAUGUCGUUGGCGGGAUUCCCGGAAGCUUGCCAGAGUGUUCGGUGAGUGAAAUGUACACCCAAUUUGCCAACCGGACUAGUCCCGGUAGCGACAGGAGGAGGCAGAGGAGGAAGGAGAAGGGAAGGCAGGGGAGAAGGAAGUGGGAGCCAGAGCAUUUCGUCAAGGUCUCCGAUUGCUCGCCGACCCCAUCAAGGCCUCUGCAAGGUCUUUGGAAGGGACUUUGUGAUGGAACCAAUUUGGAAUUUUAUCUUGUUACUUACGAUGAAGUUGGUGGUGUCAUCUGCCGAAGGAUUGGGGAUUUAUCCUCUUGUUAUUCUCCAGUGUUCUGGACAACGAACUCUACCUUUAUUGAUUCUCCAUUCUCACCAGAGGAAGAAUCUGUGUAUGAUAGUCGAGUCCAUUUCUGCCAACCAGUGGUAGAGGAUCUUGUAGAGGGUCAUCUUCCUUUCCCAGAUUUUGAGGUUGUCUCUCACAUUUUAUACAUCAACUCAAGUUACGAUUUAGUUAUUCCGGGUUUGAGAGAAACUUCAAGCAAUCCCUGGAAUGCAGAAGGGAGGAUUUGGCUGUACAAGAAUGGAACUUUUGGAUUCGGGUUUCUCCGGGACCAUUUUAUUGUAGAUCUAAAACAUAUAGUUAGAGAUGGUUGUCUGCUUGAUGCAAUCCAAAUCUGUAGUGAUUGAUUCCUUCUCAUAAAAGUUUUACUGAUGUGCCAUCAAAACUGAGCUACUUUGGAUCAUGUUAAAAAGUUGAUUAAUAAUGCACAGAUUGAGUGAUUGCGAA
Molecule: messenger RNA, 1724 nt
Organism: Carica papaya (papaya)
Lineage: Eukaryota; Viridiplantae; Streptophyta; Magnoliopsida; Brassicales; Caricaceae
Product: F-box protein At3g12350-like
Biological process (GO): gibberellic acid mediated signaling pathway; SCF-dependent proteasomal ubiquitin-dependent protein catabolic process
Cellular component (GO): cytoplasm; SCF ubiquitin ligase complex
Molecular function (GO): protein binding
Source: RefSeq, a predicted model, not a curated record